AUGGUUCUGCUAAUUGAAUUGUUAUACAGGUUUGACACGUAUCUCACAAGUCGUCUAGAGGCAAAUUCUUUUACUUCCAAUUUGUUGAUAACUCCGACUUCGAAAUUCAUAACUGAGAUUCUUGUUUUGACAUUUAUUGGUCUUUUGAGUUAUGAGAUCAUUUAUUGGAGUGGUAUAUAUUUGAAUUUGUGGGAAUAUCAUGCGAAAGAUGUCUUCACUGAGGUGCCUAUUCAUUGUGCCCACGUCAAUAUACGAUUGAACAUCAUAGAUCGCACAAAUGAAGUGCGAUUAAAGGAAUAUUAUGACAUCAAGAAUAAGUCACGAUACCACAAUCUUUUGUAUUGGAAACAAUUGAGUGACUUGAAUGCCAACUUGUUUAGGCUAAACAAGUUUGUAAAGUAUUAUUUUGAAUUUAGUCCUGAUGAUUUUGAAAUGAAUAAAGAGCCCGAGUUUGGCUCUACAAUACUGCAUUUGAGAAACAAGAUUUUAAAAUUGUUCAAUGAGUCGGAACUCUAUAGAGACUACGAAAGAGAUGAUGUUGUACCCAAUGAUGUCAAAAUUUUCAAUAAUCAAUAUAAAGAGGUGCUGAUAGGUGAAAACGAGAAUUACUUGAGCAAGUGCAACAUUGAAACAGGAAACACCAUUGAUGCCAUUGUUGUAUUGUAA
Molecule: messenger RNA, 666 nt
Organism: Lodderomyces parapsilosis
Lineage: Eukaryota; Fungi; Ascomycota; Pichiomycetes; Serinales; Debaryomycetaceae
Exons: 1
Coding region: 1-666 (221 amino acids)
Source: RefSeq, a predicted model, not a curated record